Messenger RNA from Paracoccidioides lutzii Pb01, 279 nucleotides. RefSeq lists its product as hypothetical. The transcript has a single exon. The record is from RefSeq and is a predicted model, not a curated record. Bases 1 to 279 code for a protein of 92 amino acids.
AUGGCACCGAAUUUCUUUUUGGAAGCAAAAGACCCUGAUGGAUCCCUUGCUCUGGCUACACGGCAGGCUUGUUAUGACGGUGCACUAGGAGCUCAGGGCAUGCAUGCUCUCCAGUCAUACCAACAAGACGGAUCAACUUACGACAACAGUGCUUACACUCCCACGUCGACUUACCAUGGCGGUCAACUCAAGCUAUACACAACUCAUCUCAUCAAGCCCGAAGGCCCAGGCUGUCGCCCUGAAUACAUUAUGACCCAACUCAAUACUUGGGGGGCAUGA